UGAAGGGCGGUCUGCGGGCGGCGUGUUGUGCCAAUCGGAGCGGUCUGGAGGUCGAGCACGGACACUGCUGUCCCCCCGGAGUCGUCCCAGAGCAUUCCUGGCAAGGGGAGUAAAACACGAACAAUAACCAUCGUGGAAUCAACUGCGGAGACAGGAAGGUCUCUCCCUCUCCCCCUCUCUCUCUCUCUCUCUCCCUCUCCUCUCUCUCUCCCUCCCUCUCUUGGCCUUUGUACCUGCAUUCCUCAGGGGUGGGUCUGAACGGGAGGUGGGAGGAGCAAGGAGCUCAUAGGUGUGCCGGUGCCGGGCCCCUCCCUGGCUGGGCCAUCCCUCAGGGCGUGCGCCCAGGAGGUGUGUGAGUGUGUGUGUGUGUGUGUGGAAUGCAGCAGCCUGCUGCAGUGUGUGACUGACAGAGGGAGAGAGAGGACCUGGCCAGGUGUGAGCUCCUCUCCAGGCUGAGUGGGGCACAGAGGCCGGGACGGGCCGGUGGAGUUUGGGAGGGAGCGCUGCGUAGGGGCGCAGGGCGACCAUGAGCUCGCUGCGGCUGAAAGAGCUGACCCACUCGCACCUGUACAGGCGCAGGCAGGAGAGGCCCGACAGCUUCGGGGGUGGCAUCCCCCGGGACAGUCUGAGCAACAUGGCAAAUGCCCUGGCAAAUGCCAUCUGUGAGCGCUGCAAGAGUGGCUUCGCCCCGGCGGAGAAGAUUGUCAACAGCAACGGGGAGCUGUACCAUGAGCAGUGCUUUGUGUGUGCCCAGUGCUUCCAGCAGUUCCCGGAGGGACUCUUCUAUGAGUUCGAGGGCAGGAAGUACUGCGAGCACGACUUCCAGAUGCUGUUCGCCCCCUGCUGCCACCAGUGCGGGGAGUUCAUCAUUGGCCGCGUGAUCAAGGCCAUGAACAACAGCUGGCACCCCGACUGCUUCUGCUGCGACAUCUGCCAGGCCGUGCUGGCGGACGUGGGCUUCGUGAAGAACGCGGGCAGGCACCUGUGCCGCCCGUGCCAUAACCGGGAGAAGGCCCGGGGUCUGGGCAAGUACAUCUGCCAGAAGUGCCACGCCAUCAUCGAGGAGCAGCCGCUCAUCUUCAAGAACGACCCCUACCACCCCGACCACUUCAACUGCACCAACUGCGGUAAGGAGCUGACGGCCGAUGCCCGUGAGCUGAAGGGGGAGCUCUACUGCCUGCCCUGCCAUGAUAAAAUGGGCGUGCCCAUCUGUGGCGCCUGCAGGAGACCAAUCGAGGGCCGCGUGGUCAACGCCAUGGGGAAGCAGUGGCAUGUGGAGCAUUUUGUGUGUGCUAAGUGUGAGAAACCCUUCCUGGGCCACCGUCACUAUGAGAGGAAGGGACUGGCUUACUGUGAGACGCACUACAACCAGCUCUUUGGAGAUGUUUGCUAUCACUGCAACCGUGUCAUUGAAGGAGACGUGGUGUCGGCUCUGAACAAGGCCUGGUGCGUCAACUGCUUUGCCUGCUCCACCUGCAACACCAAGCUGACUCUCAAGGACAAGUUUGUAGAGAUCGACCUGAAGCCGGUGUGUAAGCACUGCUAUGAGCGAAUGCCGGAGGAGCUGAAGCGCCGGCUGGCUAAGCGCGAACGCGACUCCAAGGAGAAGAAAAAGAAAAUGGCCAUCUGUUUGUAAACUUUUCUUUUCCUUUCCCCCCUCACCACUUCUUUCCAUCCAUUGGAACAAGUUUGUGGAGUUUGACAUGAAACCGGUGUGCAAGAAAUGCUACGAGAAGUUCCCCCUGGAGCUGAAGAAGAGGCUGAAGAAGCUGGCAGAGACGGUGGGCCGCAAGUAGACAUCCACACCUCCAGAGGGCGCCACUGAUCAGCAAGGACCCGCCAAAUACUGAAGUGCUGAUCUGCUAUGAACACGUUUUCCUACACGCUGUGCUUUCCUCAUUUUAGUCGAUGUAUGGCCAAUGUAUGCUGUUUUCAGAAAUUAUUAGAAAAGUCCAGGUCCUCAAUUUCACAAGGGUAGUGAAGGGCUUUCCUCAGCUUAAUAUUAAUGCAAAGCAUUGAAAUGUUGUUUUCUUGUGCGACUUGAUAAGAAAAUGAAGUGUACACAAAAUCAGGUGAUGUUCGCUAAAUUUUUCAUUUUUCUUUGCUUUUGCCAAUAUGAUGGAAACACGCAGAUAUGGACAUCAUAUAUGACCUUACAUGACACUAACACAUCCAUAUCAGUAACUGGUACAUGAAUCUUACUAGUGUGUACAAGUGCAAAGGACAAAAUUACAUCCAAAGAUAAUACAGUAUAUUAUUAUAAUUAUUGUUUCCGUUUCCAAAAUGGAUUGUUACAAUGUAUACAUUUUUUGCAUGGUUUUUUUAUUCAUUUAAUCUUCUUUUGCCUUAUUUUUUAAUAUCUACUAUGCAUAGUGGUCAUUUAUAAUCUCUAUGUGCUGGGCGAUUUUAUAGAAGUGUUUUCUUUGGUGCAGUGUUAUGAGAUUGACAACUGCUGCCUUAAAAUAGAAACAUUGUACAUUAUAACUUGCUUUUCGGUUAAGAGUAUUACCUUUAAUGUUGAAUGAAACAUGGCAAAUGUUUUACACGUAAAUGCAAAUGUUUGUCAAGAUUGGAGAGGAGUCUUAAUAUGAAUGUUUUAAAUGUGGGUGGGGUGGUGGGGUUAACCAAGUAGGAUUACCAGCAGCUAGCCUCCCCCCCUGCUCCCUUUGGUCAAAAUCUUGUAAGCAUCUUUGGGAUAAACAAGUCAAGUUUAAAAUGGCAAGAAUCAAUGCGUUGUUUCAGACAAACACCAAAACACAUUUCAUUUUAUGAUAGUAUUUAACCUUGUGGUUUAUUUUAAAGUAUUUGCAUAUUGUAGGCCUCAAUAAGAACACAUUGUACACAUUCCACAGCCAAGUGUGGUAUACACUUGAUAAAGCAUGAUUCCCUACCAAACAAAAGACGUACCAGAUGCUUGUUUUGUGCACAGUAUGAAUUCACUAUUGCUGAGUCAAUACAGGUUUCUAAAAAAAAAAAAUAUUCUAUAUGUAACUUGAUGCAUGUUUGCAGCUCUUUUUGUUGCAUGGGUUUUUCAUGCAUAUUUCAGUUCAACAUUUACUCAUGCAUUGACCACUGCUUCACUGUAGUUUGUGCCUUUUAUUACACAAACAGUUAAAGUAUCAAAUAAAAGAUUAUCCAUCCCA
Molecule: messenger RNA, 3143 nt
Organism: Conger conger (European conger)
Lineage: Eukaryota; Metazoa; Chordata; Actinopteri; Anguilliformes; Congridae
Product: LIM and senescent cell antigen-like-containing domain protein 1
Exons: 11
Coding region: 527-1636 (369 amino acids)
Biological process (GO): positive regulation of substrate adhesion-dependent cell spreading; cell-cell junction organization; cell-cell adhesion
Cellular component (GO): cell-cell junction; cytoplasm; focal adhesion
Source: RefSeq, a predicted model, not a curated record